CAUACAAAGCAACCAGCUAGUUCUCUGCUCUCACCAAAGAGUUCAGAGCUCGCCUCGAUCGAUCAGCUUCUUAAUCCGUCACUAGCUCCAUUUCCUACAUCCACAGCUCUCGAUCGAUCUCAAGCUAACGCCAUGGGCAGCUUGGACACCAACCCGGCAGCCUUCUCCGUCUUCGGCGACGAUGCCGCCGGCUUCCAGCCGCUGAACGCCGAGGACGUCCGCUCCUACCUCCACAAGGCCGUCGACUUCAUCUCCGACUACUACAAGUCCCUCGAGUCCCUGCCCGUGCUCCCCGACGUCAAGCCGGGGUACCUGCAGAACGAGCUGCAGGCGGCGCCGCCCACCAGCUCCGCCCCCUUCGACGUCGCCAUGAAGGAGCUCAGGGCCUCCGUCGUCCCCGGCAUGACCCACUGGGCCAGCCCCAACUUCUUCGCCUUCUUUCCAUCGACCAACAGCGCCGCCGCCAUCGCCGGCGACCUCAUCGCCUCCGCGAUGAACACCGUGGGGUUCACGUGGCAGGCCAACCCCGCCGCUACCGAGAUGGAGGUCCUCGCGCUCGACUGGCUCGCCCAGCUCCUCCGCCUGCCGGCCAGCUUCAUGAACCGCACCGCCGCCGGCCGCGGCACCGGCGGCGGCGUCAUCCUCGGCACCACCAGCGAGGCCAUGCUCGUCACGCUCGUCGCCGCGCGCGACGCCGCGCUGCGCCGGAGCGGGUCGGAGGGCGUCGCCGGCCUGCCACGCCUCGCCGUCUACGCCGCCGACCAGACCCACUCCACCUUCUUCAAGGCGUGCCGCCUCGCUGGCUUCGACCCGGCCAACAUCCGCUCCAUCCCCACCGGCCCGGAGACGGACUACGCCCUCGACCCGGCGAAGCUCCUCGAGGUCAUGGAGGCCGACGUCGCCGCCGGCCUCGUGCCGACCUACAUCUGCGCCACCGUCGGCACCACCUCCUCCAACGCCGUCGACCCCGUCGGAGCCAUCGCCGACGCCGCCGCGCUGUUCAACGCGUGGGUGCACGUCGACGCCGCCUACGCCGGCAGCGCGUGCAUCUGCCCGGAGUUCCGGCACCACCUCGCCGGCGUCGAGCGCGUCGACUCCAUCAGCAUGAGCCCGCACAAGUGGCUGCUGACGUGCCUCGACUGCACCUGCCUGUGGGUCCGCGACACGCACCGGCUCACCGACUCGCUUGAGACCAACCCGGAGUACCUCAAGAACGACGCCAGCGACUCCGGCGCCGUCACCGACCUCAAGGACAUGCAGGUCGGCGUCGGCCGCCGAUUCCGGGGGCUCAAGCUCUGGAUGGUCAUGCGCACAUACGGCGCCGCCAAGCUCCAGGAGCACAUCCGCAGCGACGUUGCCAUGGCCAAGAUGUUCGAGGAAAAUGUCAGGUCCGAUGACAGGUUCGAGGUCGUCGUGCCGAGGAACUUCGCCCUUGUCUGUUUCAGGAUCAAGCCUCACGGCGGCAUGACGGAGGAGGACGCCGACGAGGCCAACCAUGAGCUCAUGGAACGCCUGAACAGGACCGGGAAGGCGUACCUGGCGCACACGGUGGUCGGCGGCAAGUUCGUGCUGCGGUUCGCGGUGGGGUCGUCGCUGCAGGAAGAGAGGCACGUCCGGAGUGCGUGGGAGCUCAUCAAGAAGACGACCGCUGAGAUCAUGCAGGAUUAGAUCGUUGUGGACCAAGUAUAGAACACAUAUAUUUGAUUCUUUGUUGAUUUUCUGUAAGGUCCAAUGAAGGACAAUAUCUUUGUUGAAGAGAUAUGGUUGUCUAAGAAGAGGUAAUGUAAUUCUAGGUAUUAUUGAAAGGGAAAUACACAAACUUAAUGUCC
Molecule: messenger RNA, 1829 nt
Organism: Setaria italica (foxtail millet)
Lineage: Eukaryota; Viridiplantae; Streptophyta; Magnoliopsida; Poales; Poaceae
Product: aromatic-L-amino-acid decarboxylase
Exons: 1
Coding region: 133-1668 (511 amino acids)
Biological process (GO): amino acid metabolic process
Molecular function (GO): carboxy-lyase activity; pyridoxal phosphate binding
Source: RefSeq, a predicted model, not a curated record